CUUCCCCUUCUUACCCUGCUCAGAUCUUAGAGGAUUACCUGCUGGUGGAAGAUGCACCUCUGCUGGAGGAAAUGGCCGAGGAGGAUGAAGAGUUUGACCUGUACAACGAGAUGACUUUUGGGUUAGAUCACGACUCCACCGAAGAGGAUGUUGCAAAAGCCCUGGUGCUUUCAGAGAAGCGCCCCGAGCUGGCUGGGGUGGAGGAGGCCAAGGCCGCCGAGGAGCUGGAGCCCAGAGCCCAUGAGGAGCAGCUGCUGCUGGAGGAGCUGGGAGAGCCCCAGGGGGAAGGAGCACUGGAGCUGGAGGCCGAGCAGGUCGACUAUAUGGAGGAGGAGGAGGAGGAGCUGGGCACUGAGGAGCCAGAGGAAGAGCAGGAGCCUGAGGAGGAGCCCAACGACCUGGGAGACCCAGCGGUGAUGAGAGCCGUGCAGAGCAAGCCCCCACUAGAGAGCCAGGACUCGGCGGUGCUGGACAGCAGGAUCGGCUCUGCCUGGGCAGAGUUUGGCAAGGAGGACGUGCUGGCCGUGGAUCCUGCUGCGUGGAGCUCCUGCCCCGGCAGCCUCCCGCCCCACCACGUGCUGGAGGACAAAGCCAUCCUGCAGGUCCUGGAGCGGCCUCCUCCUGCCGCCAACGUGGCCCUCGACUUCCUGGGCUCCCCCGUGCAGAGGGGCUUCGCGGGCUCGCCUAGGCUCAAGCGCCCCAACUUCCGAGUGAUGUCCCCCAAGUCCUUCCCCCAGCGCUUCCUCCGGCAGGCCACGGGGUUUGCAUCUCCAGCGCCUUUCAGGCCCGUGUCGCCCAACCUCGGCACCGCGCCACGGCCUCUCACCAUGCACUUUGGCCCCAUGUCCCCGUCGCUGGAUGCCUCUCUCUUCUUCAGCCCAUCAGCCAGCGGCCAGCUGAACCUCAGCGCGCCCAGCCACAUGACGCAGCUGCACCCCCAGCACCAGCGGAUCCUGACACAGCGGCAGCAGCAGGGCGGGCAGGCGCAGAGUGUCUCCCCCAAGAAGCUGUGGGCUCCUAAAGUAGACCCUUACGGUGGGCUCAUGACAAGCAAGGAAAAGGACUGGGUCAUCAAGGUGCAGAUGAUCCAGCUCCAGAGCGAGAACAUGGAUGAUGACUACUACUACCAGACCUAUUACCACCGGCUGGAGCACAAGCAGGCAGAGGAGGAGCUGCUCGGAGGACGCAACAAGCAGGAGCCCCCCAAGCUGGUCACGCCGUUUAUCCAAAAAGUGGAGACCUACGACUCGGUGGUGCGCAUUGCAGGCUCGCUGGGCCAGGUCGCUGUGUCCACCUGCUACAGCCCUCGCCGCGCCAUCGAUGCUGUGCACCAUGCCCUCGUGGAGGAGGCUGCGGGGAGCCACCGUCUUCGAGCACUGAACAGGAUUGAGAGGAUGUUCCUGCAGCUGCUGGAAGUAGAGGAGAUGCAGCGGAAGAUGUCUCUGGCCUCGGAGGAGCAGCAGCCCUGCUUUGAGGAGCAGAAGAGCCAAGAAGUGGACCGCAUCUACCAGACCCUGAAAAUCAAGGCCUGCAGCAGUGAAGAGGAGGCAGAGGACGAGUUCCUACAAGUCCUGUGUGUUCGGAAGGGCAAGAAGCUGACAGCUCGGCUGCUGCCCCACCUGGCCGAGGAGCAGGCAGAGAAGAUCCUGCUGACCAUCACCCACCACCUGCCCUUCCUCAUGAAGAAGGACGUGCUGGACGAGUCUCUCCCCCUGCUCUACGGCCCUCUCAAUGAGCUGGUGGGCAGGACGACCUUCAGCAAGCUCAUCGAGGUGCUGCAGGAGAUGACCAGGCCUCUCCCCGAGUCCGCCGAGCUCCCGCUCACCUUGGCCCUGAAGAACCAGUUUGGGAUCUCUCUGCUCUACGCCCUGCUGAGUCACGGCGAGAAGCUGCUGUCCUCCGACACGCCGCUGGAGCCGCACACGGGGGACUUCGAGAAGUGGACUGACACUGUGUUCCUGGUUGCUCGGGAACUCUCUCAAGUACCCAAGACCUCCCUCGUGGAGCCUCUCUUCUUGCCCAGCAACCUUCUCUCGCUCUUCUGCCGCUACCUGGACAAGCAGACCAUCCACCACCUGGAGGCCAAGAUGGAGUGCUCUCCACUGCCAUCGGAGGCUGCCAUGCCCUGCUGA
This is a messenger RNA of Tinamus guttatus (white-throated tinamou), 2132 nucleotides long. NCBI's taxonomy places the organism in Eukaryota, Metazoa, Chordata, Aves, Tinamiformes, Tinamidae. The record is from RefSeq and is a predicted model, not a curated record.